Molecule: messenger RNA, 6285 nt
Organism: Psammomys obesus (fat sand rat)
Lineage: Eukaryota; Metazoa; Chordata; Mammalia; Rodentia; Muridae
Gene: Slc12a2
Product: solute carrier family 12 member 2
Exons: 27
Coding region: 64-3666 (1200 amino acids)
Biological process (GO): potassium ion import across plasma membrane; cell volume homeostasis; chloride ion homeostasis
Cellular component (GO): membrane
Molecular function (GO): ammonium channel activity; sodium:potassium:chloride symporter activity
Source: RefSeq, a predicted model, not a curated record
AGCCGCGCUCUGCGCAGCCCUCACCCGCCCGCUCCGCAGGUUCCCGUGCGUCGUCGGGCGGCGAUGGAGCCCGGGCCCGCGGCGCCCUCGUCUGGUGCUUCGCGGCCCGCCCGGGAUGGGGACGCGCCGCCGGCGGCCGCCAGGGUGGACCUGCCCGGCACGGCCGUGCCCUCCGGUCGGGAGGAUGCUACGGCUGGGAGCCAGGCUGGCGGGGUGCGCGGCGGAGAGGGAGCCGCGGCGGCGGGCGAUGGACUGGGCAGACCUCUGGGGCCCACCCCCAGCCAGAGCCGCUUCCAGGUGGACCUGGUUUCCGAGAACGCCGGGCGGGCCGCGGCGGCGGCGGCGGCGGCGGCUGCUGCUGCGGCGGCGGCUAAGGAGACCCCGGCGGCCGGGAAAGCCGGCGGCGAGAGCGGCGUGGCCAAGGGCAGCGAGGAAGCCAAGGGUCGUUUCCGCGUGAACUUCGUGGACCCGGCUGCCUCCUCGUCGGCGGAUGACAGCCUGUCGGAUGCGCCGGGGGUCGGUGGUGACGGGCCCAACGUGAGCUUCCAGAACGGCGGGGACACGGUGCUGAGCGAGGGCAGCAGCUUGCACUCGGGCGGCGGCAGCGGACACCACCAGCAGUACUACUAUGACACCCACACCAACACCUACUACCUGCGCACCUUCGGCCACAACACCAUGGACGCGGUGCCCAGAAUCGACCACUACCGGCACACGGCCGCGCAGCUGGGCGAGAAGCUGCUCCGGCCCAGCCUGGCAGAGCUCCACGAUGAGCUGGAAAAGGAACCAUUUGAGGAUGGCUUUGCAAAUGGAGAAGAAAGCACUCCCACCAGAGAUGCUGUGGUCACAUACGCUGCUGAAAGUAAAGGAGUUGUAAAGUUUGGCUGGAUCAAGGGUGUAUUAGUGCGCUGUAUGUUAAACAUUUGGGGUGUGAUGCUCUUCAUUAGAUUGUCAUGGAUUGUGGGUCAAGCUGGAAUAGGUCUCUCCGUCCUGGUAAUCAUAAUGGCCACGGUCGUGACAACUAUUACAGGAUUGUCUACUUCAGCAAUAGCUACCAAUGGUUUCGUAAGAGGAGGAGGAGCGUAUUAUUUGAUUUCUAGAAGUCUAGGGCCAGAAUUUGGUGGUGCAAUUGGCUUGAUCUUUGCUUUUGCCAAUGCAGUGGCAGUUGCUAUGUAUGUUGUUGGAUUUGCAGAAACUGUGGUGGAACUGCUUAAGGAGCAUUCCAUACUUAUGAUAGAUGAAAUCAAUGACAUCAGAAUCAUCGGAGCCAUCACGGUGGUGAUUCUCCUGGGGAUCUCUGUAGCUGGGAUGGAGUGGGAAGCAAAGGCUCAGAUUGUCCUGCUGGUGAUUCUUCUCCUGGCCAUCGCAGACUUCAUCAUAGGAACAUUUAUCUCACUGGAGAGCAAGAAGCCCAAGGGUUUCUUUGGCUACAAAUCUGAAAUAUUUAAUGAGAACUUUGGGCCGGAUUUCCGAGGGGAAGAGACUUUCUUCUCUGUGUUUGCCAUCUUUUUCCCUGCUGCAACUGGUAUCCUAGCCGGGGCAAAUAUCUCGGGUGACCUCGCAGAUCCUCAAUCAGCCAUUCCCAAAGGAACACUCUUAGCCAUUUUGAUUACUACAGUGGUUUACAUAGGAAUUGCAGUGUCUGUAGGUUCUUGUGUUGUUCGGGAUGCCACUGGGAAUGUUAAUGAUACCAUUACAACAGAGCUAACGAACUGUACUUCUGCAGCCUGCAAAUUAAACUUUGAUUUUUCCUAUUGUGAAAACAAUCCUUGCUCCUAUGGACUUAUGAACAACUUUCAGGUGAUGAGCAUGGUGUCAGGAUUUGCACCAUUAAUCUCUGCAGGUAUCUUUUCAGCCACACUUUCAUCAGCAUUAGCGUCUCUUGUGAGUGCUCCCAAAAUAUUUCAGGCUCUAUGUAAGGACAAUAUCUACCCAGCUUUCCAGAUGUUUGCUAAAGGUUAUGGGAAAAAUAAUGAACCUCUUCGUGGUUACAUCUUAACAUUCUUAAUUGCACUUGGAUUCAUCCUAAUUGCUGAAUUGAAUGUUAUUGCUCCAAUUAUCUCUAAUUUCUUCCUUGCAUCUUAUGCAUUAAUCAAUUUUUCAGUAUUCCAUGCAUCACUUGCAAAAUCUCCAGGAUGGCGCCCUGCAUUCAAAUACUACAACAUGUGGAUAUCCCUUCUCGGGGCAGUUCUUUGCUGCAUAGUGAUGUUUGUCAUCAACUGGUGGGCCGCAUUGCUGACCUAUGUCAUUGUUCUUGGACUGUACAUUUAUGUCACUUAUAAAAAGCCAGAUGUGAACUGGGGGUCCUCCACACAAGCCCUGACUUACCUGAGUGCACUGCAGCAUUCAAUCCGUCUUUCUGGUGUGGAAGACCAUGUGAAAAACUUCAGGCCACAGUGUCUUGUAAUGACAGGCUCUCCAAACUCACGGCCUGCUUUAUUGCAUCUGGUUCAUGACUUCACAAAAAAUGUUGGCUUGAUGAUCUGUGGCCAUGUGCAUAUGGGCCCUCGAAGACAAGCUAUGAAAGAGAUGUCCAUUGACCAAACCAAAUAUCAGCGAUGGCUAAUUAAAAACAAAAUGAAGGCUUUCUAUGCUCCGGUUCAUGCAGAUGACUUGAGAGAAGGUGCCCAGUAUUUGAUGCAGGCUGCUGGACUUGGUCGUAUGAAACCAAACACACUUGUCCUUGGAUUUAAGAAAGACUGGUUACAAGCAGAUAUGAGGGAUGUGGAUAUUUAUAUAAACUUACUUCAUGAUGCUUUCGACAUACAAUAUGGAGUUGUGGUUAUCCGCCUAAAGGAAGGACUGGAUAUAUCACACCUUCAAGGACAAGAAGAACUAUUGUCUUCACAAGAAAAAUCACCUGGCACCAAGGAUGUGGUAGUAAAUGUGGACUACAGUAAAAAGUCAGAUCAAGAUACUUACAAAUCAUCUGGUGAAAAAUCUAUUUCACAUAAAGAUGAGGAAGAGGAUGGCAAGACUCCAACUCAGCCACUGUUGAAAAAAGAAUCCAAAGGUCCUGUUGCACCUUUAAAUGUAGCUGACCAAAAGCUUCUUGAAGCUAGCACACAGUUUCAGAAAAAACAAGGGAAGAAUACUAUAGAUGUCUGGUGGCUUUUUGAUGAUGGAGGUUUGACUUUGUUGAUACCCUAUCUUCUGACUACCAAGAAAAAGUGGAAAGAUUGUAAGAUUCGAGUAUUCAUUGGAGGAAAAAUAAACAGAAUAGAUCAUGAUCGGAGAGCAAUGGCUACUUUACUUAGCAAAUUCCGAAUAGACUUCUCUGAUAUCAUGGUCCUAGGAGAUAUCAACACUAAACCAAAGAAAGAAAAUAUUGUCACUUUUGAUGACAUGAUUGAGCCAUACAGACUUCAUGAAGAUGAUAAAGAACAGGAGAUUGCAGAUAAAAUGAAAGAAGAUGAGCCUUGGCGAAUAACAGAUAAUGAGCUUGAGCUUUAUAAAACUAAGACAUAUCGGCAGAUCAGGUUAAAUGAAUUAUUAAAGGAGCAUUCAAGCACAGCUAAUAUUAUUGUCAUGAGUCUCCCAGUUGCACGGAAAGGUGCUGUAUCCAGUGCUCUGUAUAUGGCAUGGUUAGAAGUUCUCUCUAAGGACCUGCCUCCAAUCCUCCUGGUUCGUGGGAACCAUCAGAGCGUCCUCACCUUCUAUUCUUAGUUGCUCUGCACCAAGGACUGCCCUCCAAGAAUGGUACUUCAGUGCCUAGUGAAAGUGACUGAGAUCAUCAGUAACACCUUAACAUCACAGUGGCCAACUGGGACUUUCGUUCACUACUUCAUGAUUUGAAAGCACAUGGAAAAGUCACUCCAUUAAUAGAUGUAUGGAGACUUCAGUUUUAGUCUACUCCAUAUCUCAAUCUUAUUGACUGAUAAUUCUUGUUGGACUGAAGUUCAUGAGAGUAAAGUUUUCCUUUGCUACUUGAAAGCAAUAAGAGUGUGUUAUUUUUUUGAUUGAUGAAAGGAGUACAAAAGCCUUUAGCCUUAAGGUGCCUUCUGAAAUUAACCAAAUUUCAUCCAUAUAUCUAUUGUCUUUUGUAAAUUUAUAGAAUGUUAAACUCUGUCUUCAGAUAUUUUUAUUUCUAAUCUCUGUCACUUUAAGUGGACACUGCUUUUCUCCUCCCAUUGACCAGUUAGUGUUGAGUACUCUGUGUUUUGUAUUACUUUUGUAAAGGUAUCUGUUAGAUACUAAAGAGGAUUAGAACAAACUAAAAAUAUGUGGGGAAAGUAUCCAAAAAAUGGAGCCCAAGUUUAGGCGUAUACGAGUAUAUGUACAUAUAGAGCUAGGAAAAAUAGUCCCAAAGUAUCAUUUUUAACUCUCAAUAGGAAUCAUGUAUUAUUUCUUUUAAAUUGUAGAGAAGGCUGAAGAUCUACCCAGUACUUCAUGUAUGAUGCUGAAAAAUCACGCAUCUUUUUUCAAGCAAAACUCUGAGAUCAUUUGUAUUAUUUUUAAAGAUCUGUUCUGAUUUAGAAUUUCCUCUCAAAUGUGAGGGACUUUUAAGACAUGCUAACAGAUAUUUUGGGAGGAAAUUUAGACAAAGCAAUGUCAUUUAAUGGAACGUUUCAAUGAGCACUGUGGGAAUUUCACUAUCCUUAUGCCAUCCUUUAUUUAAAAAAAAAAAAAGAUUAAAAUAUUUUCAAUGGUUAAAUGGACCACUGUUAGUUAAAUGGUUUUAGGCUUAAUUUAUUCAAGUAUCAAGUACAUUUAGUCUUAAUACACUCAGGUUUGAACAGAUUAUUCUGAGCAUUGAAAUUUAAUCCAUUCUUAAUACUUUAAAACUUUUGUGUUAAAACUGCCAGUUUGUACGUUUGACCUCCUUGUCUAGCAGUGCACGUGACUGCGCCUGUGCCGUCCUGAAAGCUUUAUAUACAGCUGUUAAUGUGAAGUUUCUCAUUUUUCAAAGAAGGAUUUUCUAAAAACAUUUCAAGGGAUUCAUGUCUACGUGUCUGUAUGUGUGUAUGUUAUACAUAUACAGGUACAUAUGUGUAUAUGUAAUGAAAUUUAUGUUGCCGGUGUUUGAAACUUUUAAAGUGAUCACAAUUUGGUAAAUAUAUAUAUUUUAGGUAAACAUUCAAGUCAGAUCAAGAGGUUACAGGUUUCAUGGAGGACAAAGACAAUUUGAAGAAGCCCACAGUAUAUACUUCAUACAAUUAUCCGGUUAGGGAAAGUGCUGUCACGUAGAUGAUGUCUAGGCUUCCGUGGAGAAUGUACAGAGGCUUUCAUCACCUUAAGGGAAUGUCAGAAAAGCACUUUCAGUGGCACAGCAUUUCUGCCGUGUGAAUAUAGACUAAAUUAAUGCCAGCGGGAUAGCUGCUCAUUUCCAUUCAGAAUCUUAAGAAAAUGAAGUGAUUUUUCUAAGUUUCUUUUACACUAUAGUACAAUAUAGUUCCAUUUACUGUAAAUUUCGCAGUUUGGGGGACAAUGUAGAAGAGUCACAUUCAGCAAACCAUAUCAUGCGUGAACUUUCUGAAUGGAUACUAGGACGUGGCUGAAUGCUGCUAUCUUGAAAUGUACACAGGUACACUUGCCUUUUAUUUUUAAAGGAUUUUUCCCCAUUCAGGAAACUUCAUUGUGAUCUGUACUACAGAAGCUAAAUGCCAUACAUCCUACACGUGUGUAUAAGGUACAUAAAAUGGAUCUCAAUACACAUAAUAGGGAGGGUGAUAUUGUUUGUGAAACAAUAUAAGAAGCUUUCCACUUUAAAAAAAAACAAACUACAUUAUGUUCACUUAACACUAGUACCAGGUCAGACAUUUUUCAAGGUUGCAGUAGUACUCUAAAAAUGAAAAUUUUCAACAAUUAAUCCUUAGAGAUGCUAGGUAGUAAUAAAGCUAUUUUUAUUUUAUGCUGAGUUUUGAUUAUUUCAAUGCCAAAUUAUUUUUUAGUCGUAAUCAUUGAUAAUAACUUGAAAAUAAUUAUGCAGUGGCAUUUGAGCCCAUUGUUCCGAGAAGUGAGAAAUUCAGUGGAUUCAAAGAGGUUAUUAACAGCUAAAUCAGAUAUUUAUUUGUUGCAUCGUUUCCUUUGUGCUUGGGGUUUUGCUUUACACUCUUCGUAUUGCUUUCUGACAUAAGUGGUUUUGUUUGUUUUUUUUUUUUUUUAAGACUAUGGAAAUAAUUUAAAGAGUUGAGCUCUGGUGAUGGCCUGCUAAGUUUGAAGAUGUAAUAUUUUGGUAAUACUGUACUGUACCUGUCACAGAUGCUUUUGUAAUGUUUUAACCCCGAGCGUUGCGGUUGUCGCCUUGUACAGAAGUUACUGCAAUAAAGGAAGUGGAGUCAUUAA